GUGGAAGAGCUUCGUAUGGACGCCAGCAGCAAAGGACUCGCGUGGCUGCAAGAGAAGGUGGCGAGUAUGAAACAGGAUGACUUGCAGAAGGUUGCAGCAGCUUGUGGUGUGUCUACGCGCGGACAAGAUGGUUCAAAGGUGGGACUGGCUGAGCUGCGCAAUGCCCUCGUGGAGCAUUUUGCACCGCAGGAUGAUGAUGUGGAUGCAUUGAAAGCUAGACUAGAGCAGCUUCGUAUGGGUGGCCGUCGGGAAGGCGUGAAGUGGCUUCGAAAGGUUGUUGGUGAGAUGGAAGAGCAUGCGCUGCGGUCCCUGAGCGCAGCGGCUGGCUUGGGGCUGGUGGAUGGCAGCGGAAAGUCGCUUUCUGGCGCCAAAGUUCGGGCAUCGUUGGUGAAGUAUCUGGCUCCUGAGGUGUCGCAAUGCUGUGAGAGCGACGCAGCACUUGGCACGGAAUUGUUGAGGCAAACAGUGGCGUCGAAGGAGCACAGGACAAGGCUACUGUCGAUUUUGUCCGGCAAAUCAUUGUCCACUGUUGAAGGAUUGCAUUUGAGUGACGAGCACUUAUGCUCGCAUGCUGUGGAUGCCACGUUGCCUGUGCUGGCUGCCAUCGAAGAUGCCAAGUCGCGCAUGCCGGUUGCACCACCCAAGGACUUGCUGGAU
This is a messenger RNA of Cladocopium goreaui, 657 nucleotides long. NCBI's taxonomy places the organism in Eukaryota, Dinophyceae, Suessiales, Symbiodiniaceae. The record is from the annotation of a GenBank genome assembly.